UGACGUCACAGACCCCCCCCCUCCCCUCGUCCCCCACGCCCGCUUCCGGCAGCACGGCUUUCAAGAUGGAGUCGGUGUUGGCGCGGUUCAGGGCCAUUCCCACUGACAUGGAUUACAAGGGACAGCGCCUGGCUGAGCAGAUCUUCCAGACGGUGACGGGAGUGUUUGCGAUCGCCGGCUUUGUGUGGGGCUACAUGGUGGAGGAGUUUGGGCAGACGGUCUACGUGGUGCUUGCCGGCUUCUUCCUCUCGUGCGUGCUCACUCUGCCGCCGUGGCCAUUCUACCGGCGCAGCCCCCUACCGUGGCAGCCCCCCCGCGACCCCGGGGAACCCCCACGAGCGCCAGACCCCGGCAGGAAGAGCAAGAAAAAGCCGCUGGCACAGCGCGAGGGACGCUGACCCCCGACCUCGACUCCCGGAUGCCAGCCUCCCUCCGUUGUUGCAGCCGUCAAAAGGCUCUGUCGGGCCUCCCCCGACAGAGAACCCUGGUUCAAUAAAGGAUGGAGCGCGUGGAAGAGAA
This is a messenger RNA of Lethenteron reissneri (Far Eastern brook lamprey), 519 nucleotides long. RefSeq names its product signal peptidase complex subunit 1 (gene SPCS1). Lineage: Eukaryota; Metazoa; Chordata; Hyperoartia; Petromyzontiformes; Petromyzontidae. The record is from RefSeq and is a predicted model, not a curated record. Gene Ontology annotation, cellular component: membrane; signal peptidase complex. Gene Ontology annotation, biological process: protein targeting to ER.